Molecule: messenger RNA, 6991 nt
Organism: Aspergillus ochraceoroseus IBT 24754
Lineage: Eukaryota; Fungi; Ascomycota; Eurotiomycetes; Eurotiales; Aspergillaceae
Exons: 2
Coding region: 376-6756 (2126 amino acids)
Source: RefSeq, a predicted model, not a curated record
GAGAACUCAACUUCUACCCCAGAACCUGUUCUUUCCUGUUAGCCCUUCAUCAUUUCAUCGCAUUGGACUUUGUCCUCCUACAUCGUCGUCCUUGUUUCUCAUAGCAAGCGCAUUUGUUCUCUCCCUUGUUCUUUUUGUUUUAUGUUGUUGUCUAGUUUGUUGUUAUUUCAUUUUAUAUACCCUGUGAUAAUCGUCUGGGGUUCGUUGUUUUUGUUUGCUCUUUGUUUUGACGACUUGAUAUGCCUUUACGACCCUACGCUUGAAGAUCAUUCCUCGCUACAUUCCAAUCCCCCCCUCCUCCCCAAUUCUCAUUGUAUGAAAGUUUCCAUCGACGAAGGUAUCUGGAAACUAGCCAAGCAACAUUCAGGUUUCACUAUGUCUUCGCAUACCCGUGAAGGCUCCCGCGAUCGGGAGCUGGUCCUGAGCAGACACCAAACAGUGCCCAUGUGGGACAGUUCAGACCCAGAACGAGCACCACCCCCGCUACCAAUGAAUCCGGGAUCAUCGAGUCCCAUAACAAAGGGAAAUGUGUCUCCCGGUAUUCAAGCAGUGGCAGCAAACUUCACUGAGAAAGCUCGCGAAAAUGCGCCGAGCCCAUACACCACAAAUCCAAUGCCGCCCAAGUCGCCCGAAAAGUCACUAAUAAAGGGCCAAUUCCACAAGCGCAUGCAGUCACUACAGAACACAGACACCCGCUCUGAGUUCCUAAACUACCUGGAAAGCAGGUCGCCGGAGCGGCCCUUGCGCGCAGCGACUUUGGAUCAGAGUCCAAAGUUGCAGGAGAAGGCUCUGACAAAGUCUGGGGGCUCACCCGAGCCGCAGGACUCCGACCAGGAUCUUCCGAAUUUGCUCAUCUCUAAUCGUUAUCUUUCCAGGCCGAUUCUCGGUGAAAGCACUCCUACCUCUGCUACCAUGCUAGCUCUGCAAACCAUGCAACUACCACCUGAAAGCGAGCCACAGUCGAGAGCAAGAGAGUCUGAGCCCGAGCCCUUCUCCGAAUUGAAACACGUCCAGCCGCAUAGUUUUGAAUCCUUAUCAAGCCAGAUCCUCAGUCUCACCGACAUUGCUAGCAGUCUCCAGCGCGAGAUGGCGCAGUUAAGUCGGCGAAGCAAGGACAAUGCCACAGAUCUGGUUAGCCUCAAAGCUGCAACUAAUGCGCGAGACGAGGAUAUUCGCAAAAGUCUUCGUGAUUUGUCCUCCAACUUGGCCUCCAAGUUCCUGGACGGUGAUGCUGCCACAAGGUUUGAUUUCAGUGCUCUCCUGGGGUCUGAAACUGGUAUUAACAACAAGGAAUCGGAUAGUUCUCCGAGUUCAAAGAAAAGCUAUUCAGCACCAAGGAUGCAAAGCCCCAGCCCUUUCCUUGCUGCAAUGGAACGCGAAUUCUGCGGCUCACCAGGUCCUAUCACGGACGGCUCCGCCAGUAUCGCAUUGCUAGAGAAGGUGUUGCGAGAGAUGGCGACGAAGGAGGGACAGGAAAAGCUACUAGAGCUCAUGAACGAACUAAAAGCCCGACCAGCCCCGGAUAAUUCUAUCAACAAUGUCGACGCCACCACUACAAAAAUGCUGGAAGAAAUCCUCAAUAUCGUCAAACAGGACUGGGGCAACAAGGCCCUAGUACGAUCACGGGCUGGUGGUGUCAAUGCAGAGCUCAACGGUUCAGACCAGGCAUAUGCACCUGACAUGGAUAUUAUCCAAGGAAACCAGGCGCGGGCCGUUGAGCAUGCUGCAGUGCAGUCAGUCACCGAGGAGAUGCUGGACAUCAUGAAAAGAGUCAGGAAUAGCGUUAUCGAGGGGGGUGGUAUGACGAAUGAAGUCAAAGCUCUAGUGCGCGAGCUUCGUGGUGAAGUCCUCGGCAUGGGAAGGAACCUAGCUCGACAAUUCGAGGAGGCUGAAAGUUCGCGAGCCAUAGAGGACAAACCAACACCGCCCCCUGGAGAAGAAGAAAUUGCUCGUAUUGUCGACGACAGUUUGGAGGAACUACGCGGUCAACUGGCGUCCAUAAUGAACGAUAACAAGCGGCAUUCUACUGCUCUCUCUGAAUUCCGUGCUGCAGUGGAUGGGGCUGAGAUCUAUUCCAUUGUUAAAAAGGCUUUGGACAACUUCAAUAUGUCUCAAGUGCGUGAUGAUGAGCCAGAUGGAGCUCGGAUGCAAAAGGAAGACAUUCUUGAGGCAGUCAGAGAAGCCUGGGAAACAUAUAAGCCAGAGAUAGAACUGCAAAACUUCGGGCUCGAGCGAGAGGAGAUUCUUGAGUGUCUCAGUGAAGGGCUGCAAGCGUAUCAACCACAGCACGACCAGGCUGUCACAUAUGACCAGGUUCUGGCAGCUGUUCAGGCCGGCCUGCAGCAGUUUGAGCAACCACCUACCAUCUCGAAGACCGAGAUCAUUCAAACCAUUCAGGAGUGUCUCGAAAGCUCACAACCCCGGUCCUCGGACCUGGAGCAGCUGGCUGCAAUUCGGGAAGAAAUACUGCAGGCAGUUACUGAAUCGGUCACAUCUCAAAGUGCCCUUACUCGGGACACCUUUGACUCGGGUCUUGGGCGUGACGAAAUUUUGAGCGCGGUAUCGGACGGGAUCGAGGCACACUUCCUCGCAGCCAAGGAGAUGGAGCAUCAACAAAUCACCAAGGAGGAUGUCGCCAAUGUGGUCAAUGAUGCAUUUGUUGCCCAGCAGUCAGCUCUUACGCCUCAUGUCCAACCACCAAUUUCCCGUGAAGAAAUUCUCGCCGCUAUUACCGAAGGCCUCGAGGGCCAGAAUUCCAUCCCCCGCGAAAUCGAGUUGAAUAGAGAAGAUCUCAUGGAAGCCAUCACAGCCGGACUCAAUGAAGCAACUACUGGCACGAACCAAAACGUGGGUGAGCAGAUUUUGGAGCGUUUACAUGAAGAGCUUGAGGGCGUGAAAGAGGAACUGAGACAAAAUGCAUCACUGAGCGAGAAAGACACUGAACAGGUCCUGAAUACAAUUAAGGAUAAUAUUGCUCUUGUACGCUCAGAGGUUGAAGGCUACGCGGUUAAUGCCACUGAGGCAUCGGGUAAGCACGAAAUCAUGGAUACAGUGAAGGAAGGCUUCCGGCUGCUUCAGGCAGAUCUGGAAAAAACCAUCACGGACGUCGCUCUCACCAAUCGAUCACAAGGUAAUCCGGACACCCCAGAGCUCCUAGAUGCUAUGGAAAAGGAAUUCGAACACCUGCGGCAGACCUUGAGCUCCCUUCUCAUUCGCAACAAUGUUUCCGACGAAAAAGACGAGAUCCUUGACGCCAUUCGCGACAUCUCCGAGAGUCAAAAAUCGACAAGUGAGGACAGCAUUUCGAAGGUUAUUCAACAGGAAUUCGAAAGUAUUCGAGAUUCUCUCAGUAUGAGUCUUGUCCCGGUGGUGCCUCAAAGCGAAGGAAGUGAUCAGAGCGACAAAAGCGACAUCAUUGCUGCCCUCCGCGAGAGUCUAGAGGCGUUCCAUGCUGAGCAUAACCAGCCAAAGGAUGGCAGUGAAAGCUUACUAUCUGUUACGGGAGAAUUAACUGGGGCUUUCCAAGAUGGUGUCGGUAUAAUUAGAGAAGAUCUUGCGAAGAUCCUGGAGCGACCUGUCGAAUUGGACACCUCCGAGCUUCUUGAGACACUUAAAGAAGGCUUAGGCAGUCUGAAGGCUGAGGUGGAAAUGCUACGCCAAUCUCAGGCAGAGGUGGAGGAAAGUAGCAUACCCACAGGAGGAGAGCUCAUGCUUGCGAGCGAGGCAAACACCACCACCAGUGGUGAUAUCGAGGUUCUCAAAUCUCUCAUUUCCCAACUCCAAGUCAAGGUUGAGGCAAUUGAGGCUGCUCCCCGGGCAGCUGAUCUUCCGGAAGAUAUUGUGAAGAAAGAGCAUCUAGACGAAGUCCUCCUGGGUCUGCACGAACUCCAAAGUUCUGUUUCCGCAAUCGUAGCUCGUGAGAAUCCUGCCGAUGAGACGACUGCCAAGAAGGAGGAUACGGAUGCCAUUGAGACCCUUCUUCGGAACACAAAGUCUCAACUUGAUGAGAUGGCCUUCCCCGCAGCCCAUGAAAUAGCCAGAGCCGAGCAUCUGAGCAGCUUAGAGGAGCUUGUCAAAGAAACCAAGGACGUUGUCACUGAGCUGUAUGGUCGUCUGGAGGCUGAAUGUCCGACAAAGGCUGAGAUUGGCACUCUUGAGACGCUCAUGAAGGAUAUGUGGUUCGCACUUGAUGAAUCUAAAGGCAAAGACAAGGAAGGAGAAGAGGAGGCUGGUGAGGAGACCGAGAGCGAUACCGAAAAAUUGCUCAAGUCGGACCUGCAAACCGUCGAAGCCAUGAUUUUCGAAGUCAAAACGCAAGUCGAAGAGCUCAAACUUCCCGACGCGGACGCACUGCCAACCAAGUCUGAGAUUGCAGACCUAGCUGCUCUUGUGACUGAGUUUAGAGAGAAGGUGGAAGCAGAAAAUGAGCUGACCGGCCAAGGCUUUGAGGCACGAAAAAUCGAGCACGCUGGCAUUGCAGAGAAGGUCGAUGAAGUCAGGUCGGUUGUCGAAGGCCUUGGCGAGGAGCUCAAGAGCAAACUUGAUGGCAGUCACGAGGGACUCACCGAGCUGAGACAGCUUCUAGAAGGUCUAGCGACAUCCGCAGAAAGCUUUACCACUGCGGAAAACGUGAACGAGCUUACUGAACUCAUCAACCGCGAGUUCGAGCGUGCACGUGGCGAGCAGGAUGAAACGAAGCUCGAGAAGGAGGAACGUGACGCUGCGAUCAUUGUCAAACAUGAUGAGACCAGAGCAGCAAUCACCGUUGAGCUCGGAGAGAAGAUUGAUGAAAAGCUGGGUGAAGUCAUGGCCAAAUAUGAUGCGGCUCAGUCCCUCCUUGACGUCAAUUUUUCUAAAGCCGAAGAACGGCAUAACGAAAACCUGGAAGUAGUCACGACUACGAAAGCCCUUGCGGAAGACAUCAAGCUCGUCAUUGGCUCCAUGGGCAACAGUGUUAAUGAAGCCUGCGAACGGAUGAGCGACGAUGCGAAAACAUUCUUCGAGAAAGUCGACGUGUCAUAUACCAAGAUGGAGGAGAUGCAUAGCGAAGUCAAGAUCCAGCAAGAGCAGGCCCGCUCUGACGCCGAACGUGCCGCGGCUGCUACGGAGCGUGUAGAAACCAAGCUGCAUGAAUUCCAUCCUCAGGUUUUGGAGUCUAUUCAAGAGAUUCUUUCCAUUGUGGGCCAGCAUUACAAUCACUCUCAGAAAGCUACGGAGGAUCUGAAGAUGGAUCUAUCUAUACUCCCUACAACUAUCCCACAAAUGCUACCUGCGCUGCCCGCUCCAGAGCCCGAGAAGUAUGAUGACAGCCAAUUGCACGAGAAACUCAACAAUCUUCUGGAUCAUACGAAGAGUACCCAAGUCCAAGAUGCUCUGAAUGUGCUGACUGAACGGGUCACAAACAACCAAGUGCAUGAAAAGCUCGACCAACUCCUCAGCCAGACUACGAGCACAAAUGCCGAGGUCUAUGAGAAGCUAAACGAACUGCUUGGCCAUACCGCGGACACCAAGGGGCCUAUUCACGAUAAGCUGGACACUCUCAUUGACCAUGCCACGAACACCGACCAAUCAGUCACCCAGAUGAUGAAGUUGGAUGAGAUGCAUAAGGACAUUAUGGAAACGUCUCGCAAAAUGAAUGAGAUGCUUGCGGCUCAGUCCGCCAUCGUGGCUGAGGACACCGCCCGACGACAACGAGAGGCCGAAGAGGCUGCUAUUGCUCUCGAGAGACGUACUGCACAAAGGGAGCAGGUGGAAGCUGAGAUCCUGACUCUCGGGGAAGAAAAGGAUUCACUGCUGGCCAUGAUUCAGAAAUUGAAAACGGAGAAGGACGACCUUGCCGCGCAGAACGCGAAGCUGAACAAAGAAGUCUCCGGUCUCGAGAUGGCGCUCGAGCUGCGUCAUGAGGAGAUGCAACUUAUGGAAGAGCGUGCGGACAGUUUGGAGAAACGAAUCUUAGAGGGCGUUCUCGACCAUGCUCGAACCGUAUUACUUAGUCGUCCCAACAGUAUGCAAGGUCUGAACAUGAAAAAGGUGCGACAUGCAAGGGGUCGUGGUACAAGUGCUUCCAGCACGGCCAGCACCGCCAAAGACACUCGCAGUAUCCUCGGCAGCAGUGUAGGCUUGGCUUUGAAGAAGCGCGCUCCACCUACAUCACAGACAAACUCCACGGUAACAGCCAACACGAAGGAACGGAGAAUACUCAGUCUCAGUCAUGUCACGGGUAACAGGGGUGUCUCCGACCGACAGCCUGGAGCAACAGGUGGCUUUACCAAUCUCAAGCGAAGCCAAUCAGUCAAAUCUAAUUUCUCGUACCGCAAAGCUUCCUGGGGUGGUAGAAGCUCGGUUGCCAACAAAGAGAACGAGGCGUUCCCGGAGGAGGACGGGAACCCGAGUGGAGAUGAGAGUGAGACUGGUACGGAGCGGCGAACAAGCUAUGCUGGGACCUAUGCGGAUAGCAUGACGUACGGCCCAGGAAGCGUCGUAUCUGUGGACCGGCAAGUGAGUACCGCCAGUACUACCACUGGACGUGUCGUUACCAACCCGCAGUCCGUUGUUGAUGAUGGUGGAGCAGAUAAGGAGGAAUUGAAGGAGGGGGGAAAUGGUGGGGAUGGCGAAUCAGAUGUCGAGGACGCGACCCAAGCGACGAACGAGAAUGACUUCGACGACAGUAUGUUAGGGGAAGAAUCAGCGAAGAUGGUGCUCUACAGACCACACGACAGCGGACUAGGCACAGAGAUCACGAGCAAAGGAGAUUAAACUACUCGGCUCUGUUAAUGGCUUUUUUUUACGAUAUACCACCAACGUUCAGUCUGACCCAAUGACCACCACCAUGUUCAUAUUGUUACUUUUGGUCAGGACUCGUCCGGGGGUUUAUGAUGGAAAUAGUUUCCUUUGUACUUUCCUUUGUUACAUACUUAUGAUUAGUUGAUGUCUUCAUUGUGAGCUGUAUGGUCCCGAAUAAAGCAUACAGACAUGUCUUUUCGUCUUUCCA